Molecule: messenger RNA, 7488 nt
Organism: Dendronephthya gigantea
Lineage: Eukaryota; Metazoa; Cnidaria; Anthozoa; Malacalcyonacea; Nephtheidae
Product: acetyl-CoA carboxylase-like
Exons: 69
Coding region: 84-6995 (2303 amino acids)
Biological process (GO): fatty acid biosynthetic process
Molecular function (GO): ATP binding; acetyl-CoA carboxylase activity; metal ion binding
Source: RefSeq, a predicted model, not a curated record
AGGAAUAAUGCAUAAACAGGAAAUUUGAUCUCAGACUCAGAAGAUUGGAAUUUUGACAGUGUUUAAUAUCGCACAUUCUCAAAAUGACGAGCUCUGCCUCGGAUACAGAAGACGAAUUUAUCGAAAUGAAGAUAGACAAGGGAUCAAAGGAUGCCAACGUCGCUUCGCCUGCCGAGUUUGUGAAACGUUUUGGAGGUGACACAGUAAUAGAGAAGGUUCUAAUCGCCAAUAAUGGAAUCGCUGCCGUCAAAUGCAUGCGCUCCAUACGAAGAUGGUGCUACGAUCUUUUUGGUAACGAACACGCCAUUCGUUUUGUUGCCAUGGUUACUCCAGAGGACCUGAAGGCUAAUGCAGAAUAUAUCAAGCUGGCUGACCACUACGUCCAUGCACCUGGAGGUACAAACAACAAUAACUAUGCCAAUGUUGACGUCAUUUUGGAUAUCGCCAAAAGAAUCCCUGUCCAGGCGGUAUGGGCAGGCUGGGGUCACGCAUCAGAGAAUCCUUUACUGCCAGACGUGCUUAAAAAAAACAACAUCAUGUUCAUGGGACCCCCCGCAGGGGCAAUGUGGGCGCUUGGAGACAAAAUCGCAUCCUCCAUUGUUGCGCAAUCUUUAAACAUCCCAACGUUGAAGUGGAGCGGAUCCGGAGUAACCAUUGACGUGAACACCCUUGCCUCGGACCUGAACACCGGUGAGCUCGUCUCCGAAGAACUUUAUCAGAAGUGUUGCAUUACCGACGCGACAGCAGGAGUGAAGAUAGCCCAAGACAUUGGCUACCCUGUCAUGAUCAAGGCCUCUGAAGGCGGGGGAGGCAAGGGAAUAAGAAAGGCGCAUAAUGAUGAUGAAUUUAGUAAUUUCUUCAGACAGGUUCAAACAGAGGUUCCUGGUUCUCCUAUAUUUGUCAUGAAAGUCGCUUCAAGAGCGAGGCAUUUAGAGGUUCAAAUCUUAGCAGACAGAUCGGGGGAAGCAAUAUCGUUAUUUGGUCGAGAUUGUUCCGUGCAGAGACGACAUCAGAAAAUCAUCGAAGAGGCGCCUGUGGUAAUUUGUCCGGCGGAGAUUUUACAGCAGAUGGAAAAGGAUGCAGUGAAACUAGCGAAAUUAGUGAAGUAUGUGAGUGCAGGAACUGUGGAAUAUCUCUAUACCGCUGAUGACCAGAAGUACUAUUUCCUUGAACUCAACCCACGACUCCAGGUCGAACAUCCGUGCACAGAAAUGAUCGCUGACAUCAAUUUGCCGGCUGCUCAAUUGCAGAUCGCAAUGGGGAUACCAUUGGACAAUAUUAAAGAUAUUCGCAAUCUUUACAGCAAGCGAGAUUAUGAAACGACAAGAAUAAACUUUGCCAAACCGUCCAAUCAGCCGAAGCCAAAAGGUCACGUCAUUGCCGCCAGAAUCACGGCAGAAAAUCCGGACGAGGGAUUCAAGCCAAGCAGUGGCACAGUACAGGAGUUAAACUUCCGCAGCAGUUCCUCAGUCUGGGGUUACUUCAGCGUCGCGCCAGAAGGAGCAUUGCACGAGUAUGCCGACUCGCAGUUUGGACAUUGUUUUGCCUGGGGCGAGGAUAGAGACCGCGCUCGGAGAAACAUGGUUAUGGCCUUAAAAGAGAUUUCAAUUCGAGGAGACUUUCGAACAACCGUCGAAUAUUUGGUAAAACUCUUGGAAGAGGAGAGAUUCCAGACAAAUAAAUUCGACACAACAUGGCUGGAUCAUUUGAUUGCCGAGAAAGUCCAGGCAGAGAAACCAGAUACGAUUCUUGCGGUGAUCUGUGGAUCGAUUCAUGUCGUUGACUCCCACAUCAACAAGAGAUUUUCUAGUUUUCAGCAUGGCUUGGAAAGGGGACAAAUUCUACCAGCACAUAUGCUGACCAAUACAGAGUGUGUAGAACUUAUCUAUGAUAAUGACAAAUAUUGUGUGAAGGUUUCCAAAAUAGGUCCAAAUCCGCAUUUACUUGAAAUGAACAGUUCGACAGUUGAAGUGGACGUACAUAGGUUAAGCGAUGGAGGUUUGCUGAUAUGCUACGAUGGGAGUUGUUACACCACGUACAUGAAAGAAGAGGUUGAUAGAUAUCGCUUGACCAUUGCUGGAAAGACUUGUGUAUUUCAAAAGCAAAAUGAUCCUUCGAAAUUGAGAUCGCCAUCAGCGGGAAAGCUCAUCGCUUAUACAGUUGAGGAUGGUGGUCACGUGUUCCAGGGUGAAACGUACGCUGAAAUCGAGGUGAUGAAAAUGGUGAUGCCUUUGACAGUGGCAGAAAGUGGAUGUGUCCAUUUCAUUAAAUCUCCAAACGCCGUGCUUGACCCAGGCACUGUCGUCGCUAGCCUAGAGUUGGACGAUCCGAACAGGGUGACUCAGGCACAACUUUAUCAAGGAGAAUUUCCAAUUUUGAAAGGGCCUUCAGUGAAAGGCGACAAACUUCACCAGGUUUUCCAUACAGCUCGAGAGAACCUUCAACACGUCAUGACUGGUUAUGCGGCUGAGGAACCUCACUUCACGAAAUUUCUGGACCAAAAUGUCGAGCUCUUAACCAAGACUUUAAAAGACCCUAAAUUACCUCUUAUGGAACUCAAGGAACUCCUUUCUUCCAUCUCCGGUCGUAUCCCUGAAACAGUCGAGGAAGCCAUUCAUCGUUUGUUAGCGAACUACGCCAGCAACAUUACAUCAGUCCUCAGUCAGUUUCCUAGUCAACAGAUUGCUAAUGUCGUGGACGCCCAUGCAGCAACGUUAACCAAGAGAGCUGAUCGAGAAGCAUUCUUUUUGAAUACCCAAAGCAUUGUCCAACUUGUCCAACGAUAUCGAAAUGGUUGUCGUGGUCACAUGAAAUCUGUCAUCGUCUCGCUGCUACGUCAAUACCUCCAGGUUGAAAGCCUAUUCUCUGAAGGCAAUUUUGACAAAUGUGUGCUGGCGAUACGAGAAGAAAACAAAGAGAACGACAUGAGUGCUGUGGUUGCGAAUGUCUUUUCACAUGCAAACGUUCCCAAGAAAAAUGUUUUGAUGGUCAAGCUUAUUGAUAUGGCUGGCUCCGAACAAAAUUUAAAAGGUGAUUUAUUGACCGCUCUUCAAGAGUUGACUACAUUAGUGAGACAAGAACAUGCUAAAGUCGCUCUCAGAGCUAGGCAGGUGCUAAUUCAAAGCCAGCAGCCAUCUUACGAGCUUCGUCACAAUCAAUUUGAAUCGAUAUUUCUCUCUUCGAUUAGUUAUGGCAGUCAGUUUUCUCCCGAAGUCCUGCAGAAAUUGAUUAAUUCAGAGACAGCCAUAUUCGAUGUGCUUCCGUCUUUCUUUUAUCACAGCAACGAAUUUGUGCGAAUGGCUGCAUUGGAGGUGUAUAUCAGACGAAGUUACGAAGCUUAUGAGCUGACAACGCUACAACAUGAACAAUUGGGUGAGCGAAAGACGAUCAUAACACAGUUCAAAUUUAUCUUACCAGCUUCGCAUCCAAACAGGCAUACUAAAGUUUCGUCUCCUGUCAAUAAGACAUCUCACCACAAAGGCCACCAGGCUAUGACAAGGGUCUACAGUUUAAGUGAAGAUCUUCAUGAUCUUCCAUCGCAUUCGCAUAGUCAUGAUCCAUGCGAAAGAACUGGACUAAUGGCUGCGUUUAGAACAUUUGAUGAUUUUCAGAAGAACUUCUCAAAAAUCAUGUCUCGUUUUGAAAGCCGUGAAAAAAUGAAGAACAGCAGCAGUUUUCCAGGCAACAAUGCUGCGCAGAAAUCGUCUCAGAUGAAACGGAACGUGUCUUUAAGUGCACCAAGUAGUGGUGCGUCGCUCCAAACUUUGUGGGAGGCUGGGGACGAGACAGGUUGCUGCAAGAAAAUACAAGAAGAAGAACCGAUUCAUAUCAUCAAUAUCGCUCUGACCAAGAGCGGGAUAUGCACGUGCAUGACUGACUGCAGUUCCAAGCUUUUAAAAUAUCUACAAAGCAAGAAACCAAUUUUGCUCGACAAAGGAAUUCGUAGGAUUACUUUUCUGGUCACAGAUUGUAAGGGCAGUUCUCCGUGGUAUUUUACCUACCGUGCUUCUUCUGACUUCAACGAAGACGCAAUCUAUCGACAUCUGGAACCAGCACUGGCUUUCCAGUUAGAACUAAACCGCUUGAGGAAUUUUGACCUGGAAUCAGUUCCGACGACUAAUCACAGCAUUCACUUGUACUUCGCCUCCGCCAAGAAGGUCUCGGCGAAUGCAGAAGUAACUGAUCACAGAUUCUAUGUCAGAACCAUUGUCCGUCAUGCAGAUUUUGUUUCCAAGGAAGCAUCGUUUGAAUAUUUGGAGAAAGAGAGUGAAAUUCAAUGCCUGGAAACCUUGGAUCAGCUGGAAAUUGCCUUUGAGCAAUCUCCAAAACGCACGGAUUGCAAUCACCUCUUCCUAAACUUUGUUCCAUGUAUCGUGAUUGAGCCACACAAAAUGGAAGAAAGUAUUCGAUCGAUCGUCAUUCGUUAUGGCAAAAGGCUUUGGAGACUCAGGGUGUUACAAGCUGAAAUGAAAAUGAAUAUAAGGUUAUCUCCAAACGGUCAGAAGAUUCCAAUUCGAGUAUAUUUGUCCAACGAAUCUGGCUAUUAUCUUGACGUCAGUAUUUACAGAGAAACUGAGGACCAAAGAACAGGACAGAUUGUUCUCGAAUCAUACGGUUUAAAGCAAGGCCCAUUACAUGGUCUUCUAGUUAACUCACCUUACGUUACCAAAGACAGACUACAGCUCAAAAGAUUCACCGCUCAGAAUCAAGGCACUACAUAUGUGUACGACAUUCCAGAACUGUUCAAACAGGCUGUUUUGAAAUAUUGGAAACAAUGGUCAAAAGAACAUGGGAAAGACAUCAACCUUAAACAGAAAGUGGUUGAAGCAAGCGAGUAUGUCUUGAAAGAAGAUGGACAACUUCAUCAAGUGAACAGACUAGCUGGAGAAAAUAAUAUUGGUGUCGUCGCCUGGCGUAUGGCUCUGAUAACUCCCGAAUACCCGGAAGGGAGAGAGAUCAUCGUAGUGGCAAACGAUAUUACACAUGUCAUUGGUUCAUUCGCUGUACAAGAAGAUACUGUGUUUGAACGAGCCUUACAGUUGGCCCUGAAUGCGGGCAUACCGUUCAUCUACGUCUCAGCCAAUAGCGGAGCACGUCUUGGCCUGGCUGAGGAUUUAAAACUUCAAUUUAAGGUGGCGUGGGAGGAUUCUGUCGCUCCUGAAAAGGGGUUCAAGUAUCUUUAUUUGACUACGAACGAUUUUAAGAAGCUAAGUGCUUCAAAUUCUGUGCGUGCCGAAGCUAUCGAGGAAAAUGAAGAAUCUAGAUAUAAAAUUACAGACGUGAUAGGACGCGACGACCCGAUUGGUGUUGAAAACCUGCGUGGAUCUGGUAUGAUUGCUGGAGCCAUGUCCAAAGCUUACGAUGAGGUCGUUACAAUAAGCCUGGUGACAUGCCGUGCUGUUGGAAUCGGUGCUUAUUUAUUGCGGCUGGGACAGAGAGUGAUUCAAGUUGAAAACUCGCAUAUUAUUUUGACUGGUUACGGAGCACUGAAUAAGUUGUUAGGUAGCCAGGUCUACACGUCAAAUUUACAGCUCGGUGGACCUUCUGUGAUGCACAAUAAUGGAACGUCGCAUUUGGUUGUUCCAGAUGAUCUCAGUGGUCUGUUCAGCAUCAUUCAAUGGCUUUCAUAUAUUCCUCGCUGUAAGAACGCUCCAUUGCCAGUAACUAAAAUCGAUGAUCCAGUCGAGAGGGAGAUUGAUUUUGUUCCUUCCCGUGUCUGCGAUCCUAGACACAUGCUUGCAGGAAAAAAGGAAAAUGAUAAAUGGAUCACCGGGUUCUUCGACAAAAAUUCAUUCAUAGAAACGCUUGAUGGCUGGGCGAAAACAGUUGUUUGUGGGAGAGCGAGACUCGGUGGAAUUCCCAUGGGUGUUAUCGCUGUCGAGACUCGCGCGGUUGAAGUAACAAUACCUGCUGAUCCAGGCAACCCUAGCUCAGAGGCUCAAUUGUUUACUCAAGCCGGUCAGGUGUGGUAUCCAGACUCCGCGUUUAAAACCGCGCAGUGUAUCAAAGACUUCAAUAGGGAACAACUACCGUUGAUCAUUUUUGCCAACUGGCGAGGAUUUUCCGGCGGUUUGAAAGACAUGUAUGAAGAAGUAUUGAAAUAUGGCUCCCUUAUCGUCGACGCCCUUCGUAAAUAUCAACAGCCUGUGUUUGUUUACAUCCCAUGUAAUGCCGAGUUGCGCGGUGGAGCCUGGGUAGUACUGGAUCCCACUAUCAACCCUCAAGUGAUGGAAAUGUAUGCGGACGAGGAGUCUAGAGGAGGUAUUCUGGAGCCAGCCGGGGCAGUUGAGAUAAAGUUUCGAAGAAAAGAUCUUGUGAAGGCAAUGAGACGUCUGGAUGAUACGUACAGCAAGUUGAUGCACACGCUAGCGGCCCCAGAUUUAUCAAUCAAAGAUAGAAAGACUGUUGAAAAACAGUUAAAAGAAAGAGAGGAAAUUCUUUUGCCUGUUUACCAACAGGUUGCGAUAACAUUUGCUGAUCUUCACGAUACGGCGGGAAGAAUGCACGAAAAGGGCGUCGUAUCGGAAGUUCUAAAAUGGAAAAAAUCGCGGAAAUUUUUCUACUGGCGGCUUCGUCGUCUUUUGCUCGAAAAAAGCGUCAAACAGAAACUUGGUCAGGCGAACAAGGAUCUUUCCGAUGGUCAAUUGAGCUCCAUGUUGGAAAGGCUGUUUUUGGAGGAUCAUGGAACUGUCAAGUCCUACAUGUGGAAUGAUAACGAGGUUGUUGUGAAAUGGUUUGAGAGCGACAUGGCGAAGGAGGAAGGAUCUGUGAUCGCUGAAAAUAUCAAAUGGAUAAAACGAGACUCUGUCUUGAGACAAAUUAAAUCGUUAGUGCAGGAAAAUGCUGACGUAGCUAUGGACUCGAUUAUUCAUAUCACCCAGCAAAUGUCUCAAGCUCGACGUGCAGAGGUUGCUAGGAUACUGGAAGCAUUUGAUUCAACGAAAUCCUCGAACAGCAACGGUAGUGGCAAUGGUAGUGAUAAUUUGACAGAGUAAAAAUGAAUCUUAAAUUAGCUUUUUAAUAUUUGAUUGUGGCAAAACUUCAAUGAUUUUUUUCAUGGUAAACUGGCAUGAAACAGCUAUAUAGAAAACUCUUUUCUCAGCAACUCAGUUAUAUCGAAUUGUCUUGGCAUCUGAUUGGGGCUGCAGUGAUUUGAUAGCAAGAUAUCUCUUUCCACUAUUUAACAAACUCUCCAUUCAACAAUAAACAUCAAUAAACUUCAGGUUUUUUUACGUGCAGUUCUGCACAAAAUGUGCAUUUCUAAUUCAAUGUUUGCAACUCUAAAAAAAUGUUCAAUUAAAGAAUACGAGAAACCCAAGAAUUCAAGAUAUUGUAUGGGAUACUGUAUUUUUUGUACAAUCAUGAAAUUAAAAUUGAUUCAAUUGAGAUAUGAAAUGAACCAACGAACAACAGUUUUUUUUCGUUAUUAUAGUCAAUUUAACGAUAAUUUUGGCUUAGCAAGAGCUAAGACUAGGAGGUCCAAAGGGA